This is a messenger RNA of Cantharellus anzutake, 601 nucleotides long. RefSeq lists its product as uncharacterized. NCBI's taxonomy places the organism in Eukaryota, Fungi, Basidiomycota, Agaricomycetes, Cantharellales, Hydnaceae. The record is from RefSeq and is a predicted model, not a curated record. The transcript is spliced from 2 exons. The coding region runs from base 15 to 479 and encodes 154 amino acids.
CCUUGAUCAUAGAGAUGAAGUUCGAUCUAAGUAGAUCAUCAUACAAAUGGACCGGAAUUAAAGAGUUAGAAUUCACCCACAGCCUCGUCACUCAGCGGUACCACCGCUUGUGGCACCCCCACUCUAGUUCUGGUUGUGCUCUCAGCGCUAGUAUUUCUGCUAAAUUUGCUGGUGCAUAUGACUCGCCCCCAAUUUAUUUUCCUUUUUCCUUUUUCCUUUUUUUGUGCUUUUAUGUCAGUCGGGUGCCAGAGAGUAUGAUACCAGCUGCACGAGGUGGGGUUGGAGGGUUACUGCAAGGGGUUUGCCUUCCCCCUCCGCGCGCGCAACGCUCAAGCUGGAGAAGACGGCUAAGGGGUAGAUGCGAAGGGGAAACUGCCGAGAAAGGAAGGAUGAGCGGAAUGGAGACGAAAAGGAAGGAAAGAGGAGGAGGAAGGAGGAGGAGCGAAAGGCCAGAACUGCUGCACGGCCACAAGUACUAGUAGUUCAACGGCUCUUGGCGAAAUGGGCCCGGGCGGGAUCAGCACCCGCAGGGGGGGCUAUAGAACCCGUGGUGUAAGUACGCCGUGCGAUGGCCGCCCGCAAUGCCAGUUUGACGUUGUUG